AUAGAAACAUUAUUCCUAACAAUAAGGAAAAUACUGUAGCUUAGCCAGUGGUGGCAGUCGGAAGCCUUCACUUUCGUUCCAAUGACAACACAAAAAAAAGACAGCAGUUGACGACCAUGGCCCUUCCGCAACCGACGGUAAUCCCUGUGCAGCAGGAUUCCUCCUGUCUGGAUAAUGAAUGGUCUCUGCUCGAGCUCAACGGCGAACUGAUAAUGCCAGUAGAUCUUCCCAAUGAAAAGAAGCCGCUAACAACGGUUUUCGGACCGGAUCAAAUCGAACUUGGAUCUCUUUGCUUUCAAGAUGACAAGCCAGUCCUCAUUUUGGGCACCCAUGAGCUAGUGGGGCGAAUGGAGACUCUGAAGCAGCCCUUUUGUGUAUUUGAAAAGGUUUAUGGAGAUGAAGGAGAUAAUCCACAGUUGGAGUACAAGGUGGCAGGGAUCAUCAAGCACAAAAUGCUGUUCAAUAACUACCCAAAAACAAUCAUGAAGUCAUAACGGCACCGGACUUGGAUGGAUGGAUUUAUGAAUGGAAUACUACGGGUAGGCUUGGCCAAUUGUGAGGUGAUGGAUGAUGCAGAUGAUAGAUGAAAGCUGAUACAAUACAAGGACUCACUGUGGAACAAUUUACUUUGCAUCAUUAUGUGGUACAUUUGGCGUCAUCGACCAUCCUAUCAGAUGCUCAAUUACCUACUGUAUAGCACCAUCAUUGUUUUGGAUUGCUGAGGUGUUGCAAAAUGCUUUCACCACGGCAUGGCUGCAAUUCUAGAAAGCCGAAAAAGCGCAAAUUGGUUUUCGAGAAUGGGUGACGGGGCAGCAGCAAUUGAACACAGCUGAGUAACAUCUAUAGAGGUGCAAAGAAACGAGCAGAAUGAUUCUGAUUCGUCUAUAGCUUUUCUUCGCAUCCCCAUUCUCGUCGCAAUCUUCAAUG
Seminavis robusta is the source of this 927-nucleotide messenger RNA. Lineage: Eukaryota; Bacillariophyta; Bacillariophyceae; Naviculales; Naviculaceae. The record is from the annotation of a GenBank genome assembly.